CCGAGGUGAAAGCAACAGGAGGAAGAAAGACUUAAACAAGAACGUGAGCUAGAGGAGCGAAGAUCGCGAAAAAAGAAAGACAGAGAGGAUUUUCAAAGAGAAAUGAACGAGUCGUGGAAUGCUAAAUUUGAGUCUGUCUGUAGUGCGUUGUGUUCUGACAAGGCAGCAGGGGUCAAUAAUUCAGAGUUGGAGAAACUCAAGAAGCAGGUUGAGUUGCUGCAGGUGAGCAAAAGAACAACGAUGGGGAAUCCAGAAGCGUCUACGAGCAGGCAGACAUAUAACAGUGAUGCGGCGCUGGCUCAUCUCCUCCAAGAGCAAAAGGAAAUGAGGGCCAAGUUGGAGUCAGCGGUCGGUGCGUGCAGAAGAGUAGAGACCUUGGAGAAUGAGUUAUGGCUGAUCAAGCAGUCUCAUGAUGACGCAAUUCAGGAAAUGGAAACCUGGAAGAAAGAAGCUCUAAGGACGGACAACAAGCGGAGCCAUAUUGCUACUUCGCCUGCAUCAACUCUCAAGAUGCCGCCUGCUGCCACGCCUCGGAGAUCUCCUAGCAAGGAGCAGAUGGAGCAAACAGCACAGUUGCGUCAACUGCACAAUCUCGAGGCGGAGACGUUAAAAGAGCUCAGACUACAGGAGCUGAACAGGAGAAGGGAAGCAGAGCAGGAGAACGCACGACUUAAAGAAGAGUUGGCGAAGCGUUCACGUGCAACGCCCAAGUCAAGUUUUUGGGAGAAGCUCGAUGAGGUCGAUGUUGUUGCUGGAGGGUCAGUACCAGUGCCACGAACGUCGAAAGGAAAGAAGAAACCCUGCAGUGGUAGUGAGAUUGGCAGGGACAACGAUCGAGAGGCGCUCGUGCGGGAGUCAAAAAAGGAGUUCCACAAUCUUAAGAAAGAUGACGUUAUGGAGAUCUGUACGAAGGAGGGCAUAAAGUACACUACUCUUAGCGAGACGAUCACCGAGAUCAUCAACAAGUGCGUAGAGCGAGCAUUUGGCAAAAAGCCGGUAAUACAAGAAGUUUCGGACGAUGUUGCGGGAGAAUCUCAGGAUGAUUCUCGCAAUGACGGGAGGGACUCGGCUGCUUCUUAGGGUCCCUCCCGAGCGCGACUUACAUUUGGUCUUUAGCAUAGUCAUGUCAAGUAGC
This is a messenger RNA of Chara braunii, 1135 nucleotides long. The record is from the annotation of a GenBank genome assembly. Lineage: Eukaryota; Viridiplantae; Streptophyta; Charophyceae; Charales; Characeae.